AUGGCGUCAACAUCUCAGAAUUCCGUGUUCGAAGCAGCCCCAGCAGCUCAAUCUGCAGGUCCUAGCGCUGACAUGGACAAGAAGGACCCUAACUCUCCGACUGUCUUUGCCCCUGACGAUUCAACCUCCUCAGUCAGGCGCGGUAGUAUAGAACAGCCGUACAGGACAUACAAGAUCCGUUGGUUCGGGCUUGUUGUGUUGACACUGCUAAACGUCAUGGUUAGCUGGUCGUGGCUUACCUUUUCGCCCGUCACCUCAUCCACCGCCAAAUUCUACGGAGUAGACGAAACAAUGGUCAAUUGGCUAAGCAGCAUCUUCGUCUUUGCAAACUUUGCCAUGACUUUCGUCACCAUCAAGCUUCUUGACUGGGGUCUGCGACCUACUCUCAUCAGCGGCAGUGCGCUUCUCCUAAUCGGCAACUGGGUUCGCUAUGCUGGAUCUUACUCUUCCGAUGGGAACAAGGUUUCCGUCGUCGCUGUCGCUCAAGCUCUCUUGGGCAUGUCGCAAUCUCUUGUUUUGAGUGCCCCCACGCGCUUCUCCGAAACGUGGUUUACGAGCAAAGGACGUGUGACGGCGACGGCUGUUAUGAGUCUUGCAAACCCAACUGGAGCAGCGAUUGGAUCCAUCGUCGUUCCGUUAUGGACGAAUGAACCUAGUGAUAUCUCUUCUGUGGUCUUAUAUGUGGCCAUCAUUUCAUCUGCCGUGGCCAUUCCUGGUUGUUUUAUUCCUGCAGCGCCGCCAACUUCCCCAUCGGCGAUUCACCAUAUAGAACGACCCAAGGUUCUACCAUCGCUACGAAUAUUGGUUCAGUCGCUAGAGUGUUACCUGAUCAUCAUCCCAUUCUGGGUCUACACUGGUCUCUUCGUCGCCACAACGUCCCUGAUCAACCAGAUUGUCACACCCUACGGGUUUUCGGAUACCGAGGCCGGUAUUGGAGGCGGUCUCCUCAUCGUUCUAGGUCUCGUCUUCUCUGCCGUCACAGCUCCCAUAAUCGACCGAACCAAGAAGUUCAUCCUCGUCAUCAAAUGCGGAGUGGUAAUCGGAGGACUCUGCUAUCUCGCAUUCGUAUGGGUUCCAGGUGCAAAAGAGAUCGGUGCACUAUACGCUGUUCUCUGCCUCAUCGGUAUCUCGUCGCUUUCUAUCGUCCCUGUUGUCUUGGAGGUUCUGACAGAGUUCUCGUAUCCCGCGGGCGCCGAGAUCACUAGCACUACUGCCUGGGCUGGCGGUCAGCUACUUGGCGGGUGCUUCAUCAUUCUCGGCAAUGGUAUGAAGGCUGCUGAGAGUGCUGAGCCGCCUCGCAACAUGAAAGACUUCACCAUCUUUCAAGCUGUGUUGGCUAUGGCGAUGAUACCUUUGCCCCUGAUGCUGGGGAUGUUUGGGCGGAGUGAUAAAGUAGCUCUUAAGCGUACAAACGUACACCAAAGCACAUGA
Molecule: messenger RNA, 1431 nt
Organism: Fusarium oxysporum Fo47
Lineage: Eukaryota; Fungi; Ascomycota; Sordariomycetes; Hypocreales; Nectriaceae
Product: major facilitator superfamily domain-containing protein
Exons: 3
Coding region: 1-1431 (476 amino acids)
Biological process (GO): transmembrane transport
Cellular component (GO): membrane
Molecular function (GO): transmembrane transporter activity
Source: RefSeq, a predicted model, not a curated record